CUCCCACGAGGAUGGAGCAAGAGGCCGCGCUCCGCUCGCACACAGGCCGGAGCCCAACAGGGAUCAGCGUUCACCCGCUCGGACGAGGACCGCGAGGAGCCGCUCUUAUCUGCAGCCGAGGGAACAAAAGCAUGCUGAGCUUCAGACGCGUCUACAUGUUCAGCUACAACCUGUUCCAGUUCUGUGGGCACACGUGGAUCCUGGCCAACACCAUCGCCCGGUCCCUCCGGUUCGGCCAAGACGCCCUGGCCGACACCUUCUACUCCGUGGGCUUCGUGAUGAGCCUGUGCCAGCUGCUCUCCGCCCUGGAGCUCUUCCACAUCGCAGACGGGCUGGAGAAGGCCAGGCUGCUCCCUCGCUUUGUGCAGGUCACGGAGAAGAACGUCCUGCUGGUCAUGGUCAUCACGCUGGAGGAGAUGCAGAGCAAACCCGUCGUGUGCGUCCAGUUCUUCCUGUGGAACGUCCUGGACCUCUUACGAUACCCACACGAGCUGCUGUGCGUUAUGGAUGAACUGCCACCGGCCAUGCUGUGGGCUCGAUACACACUCUGGAUCCCCCUGUACGUCCUGUCGGUCGUUAGCGAAGGCGUCACCGUGUAUCAGGCUCUGCCUCACACCGAGUCGCUGGCCUCCAGCUCCGCUCUGAACUCCACACACGUCCCCCUGCCCCUCAUCCUAGUGGUCUACCUGCACGUCCUCGCUCUGGGAGCCUGUGUAACAGUCUGGCAGCUGCUGAAGGAGCGACAGGACCAACUGGAGAAAUGGAGUAAGAAGAUGAAAAGGCAAUGACACUCAAAAAGGCCUGAACUGCACUGGACCUGAUAUAUAUAAAAAAAAAAAAGAAAAACAGAGAGACCCUGAAGCCAGAAGUCCCAAGUGGAGCUUCAGGAGCAGUUUCUAUCACUGUGCGCCUCCACACGUUUGAGGAAGGUGGCAACGAAAAUAAAAGAUGCAGUUUGCAGGUGACAAAUCUCCAUAUGAAGACAUUCACGCCCGUCGCCAUGGUAACAGCAGGCUGAAGGUAACUCUGAGCUACCAGCCACAGGUUCGGGUCCACACAGCUUUCUUCUUGAACUCAGCGGAGGACUUCAGGGCCAACAGGGCACCUGAAACACAGGGACAGAAGCUGAAGCAGCCUGGAUGCACAGAGGGUGUGUGUGUGUGUGUGUGUGUGUGUGUGUGUGUGUGUGUGUGUGUGUGUGUGUGUGUGUCAGCAUUUAUUACUCUGGAGACACAUGUUACAAUAACAGUCUUAGAGCUUCCUUCACCAUUGAACACUCGUUUCCCAAUCAAGCAUUUUGCAAAGUAAUGGACACACAUUUGUAUACUUUGAAAUCUACAUGAACUACAGCAUAAUAAAAAGAAAUCCCCUGAGUGAA
Messenger RNA from Betta splendens (Siamese fighting fish), 1378 nucleotides. It is a transcript of the gene hacd4, whose product is annotated as 3-hydroxyacyl-CoA dehydratase 4. Gene Ontology annotation, molecular function: 3-hydroxyacyl-CoA dehydratase activity. The coding region runs from base 12 to 788 and encodes 258 amino acids. The transcript has 7 exons. The record is from RefSeq and is a predicted model, not a curated record. NCBI's taxonomy places the organism in Eukaryota, Metazoa, Chordata, Actinopteri, Anabantiformes, Osphronemidae. Gene Ontology annotation, cellular component: endoplasmic reticulum membrane. Gene Ontology annotation, biological process: very long-chain fatty acid biosynthetic process; sphingolipid biosynthetic process; fatty acid elongation.